Messenger RNA from Prinia subflava (tawny-flanked prinia), 4091 nucleotides. It is a transcript of the gene FTSJ3, whose product is annotated as FtsJ RNA 2'-O-methyltransferase 3. Gene Ontology annotation, cellular component: preribosome, large subunit precursor; nucleolus; nucleus. Gene Ontology annotation, molecular function: rRNA (guanine) methyltransferase activity; rRNA (uridine-2'-O-ribose)-methyltransferase activity. The transcript has 22 exons. Gene Ontology annotation, biological process: rRNA methylation; maturation of 5.8S rRNA from tricistronic rRNA transcript (SSU-rRNA, 5.8S rRNA, LSU-rRNA); maturation of LSU-rRNA from tricistronic rRNA transcript (SSU-rRNA, 5.8S rRNA, LSU-rRNA). The coding region runs from base 215 to 2710 and encodes 831 amino acids. NCBI's taxonomy places the organism in Eukaryota, Metazoa, Chordata, Aves, Passeriformes, Cisticolidae. The record is from RefSeq and is a predicted model, not a curated record.
UUCGGCCCGCAGGCUGCGGAGGAGGGGGUGCGCCACUCCUAAAAUGGCGGCCAGAGCAGGAGGAAGCGGAAGCUGGCUGGUUCGCGCGGGGCAGGCCGGGAAGGCGGUGCCGGCACGCGGCUGGAUCGGAGUCGGGACCGGGAUCAGGAGCGGGGCCCGAGCCCUUGGCUGACAGCACAUCCCAGCUCUCCCGAGGGGCUGCCCCACCACCACCAUGGGCAAGAAAAGCAAACUGGGCAAGAGCCGGCGGGACAAGUUCUACCACUUGGCCAAGGAGACGGGCUUCCGCUCCCGCUCCUCCUUCAAGCUGCUCCAGCUCAAUCGGAAAUUCCAGUUCCUGCAGAAGGCCCGGGCCCUGCUGGACCUGUGUGCGGCCCCCGGCGGGUGGCUUCAGGUGGCUUCCAAAUUCAUGCCAGUGUCCAGCCUGAUCAUCGGGGUGGAUUUGGUGCCCAUCAAGCCCAUUCCUAAUGUGGUGACACUGCAGGAGGACAUCACCACCGAGAAGUGCCGCCAGGCCCUGCGCAAGGAGCUGCAGACGUGGAAGGUGGAUGUGGUGCUGAACGAUGGAGCGCCCAACGUGGGAGCCAGCUGGGUGCACGACGCCUACUCACAGGCUAAUCUGACCCUCAUGGCGCUGAAGCUGGCCUGUGAGUUCCUGUGCAAGGGUGGCUGGUUCAUCACCAAGGUUUUCCGUUCCCGGGAUUACCAGCCCCUCCUGUGGAUCUUCCAGCAGUUCUUCCAGAAGGUCCAGGCCACCAAGCCCCAAGCCUCCCGCAAUGAGUCUGCCGAGAUCUUUGUGGUGUGCCAGGGUUAUCAAGCUCCAGACAAAAUUGACAGCAAGUUUUUUGACCCCAAAUACGCCUUCAAGGAUGUGGAGGUUCCUGCCAAGUCUGUCAGUGAGCUGGUCAGCAAAAAGAAGCCCAAGGCCGAGGGCUACGCUGAGGGUGACACCACCCUGUACCACCGCUUCACCCUCAUGGACUUCCUCAAGGCUCCCAACCCCGUGGACUUCCUCUCCAAGGCCAACGAAAUCACACUGGGGGAUGGGGAGCUGGAGAAUCACAGCUCCACCACAGAGGAGCUGCGCCAGUGCUGCAGGGACAUCCGGGUGCUGGGCCGCAAGGAGCUCAGGGCCCUGCUGAACUGGAGGACAAAGCUGCGGCGAUUCCUGGCCAAGAAACUGAAGGAGCAGGCAAAGGAGUUGGAUAUCAAUUUGAGCUCCGGUGAGGAGGAGGAGAGCAGGGAAGAGGAGAAGAAGGAGAAGAUGGAGGCAAAAGCUGCAGCUGCUGAGGAGGAGAAGGAGCAAGAGGAGGUGGAAUUGGCCUUGGCAGAGAUGAAGGCCGAGGAACUGGCGGAGCUGAAGAGAAAGAAGAAGAAGAUCCUGAAGGAGCAGCGGAAGCAGCGGGAGCGUGUGGAGCUGAAGAUGGACCUGCCGGGAGUGUCCAUCGCCGACGACGGUGACACCAGCAUGUUCUCCCUGCGGAGCAUCCACAGGACCCCGCUGCUGGACGAGCUGUCCCGGGGGGACAUGGCUUCGGCCGAUGCGCUGCUGGAGAUCAGCCCUGGGGACGAUGACAUUUAUGUGUCGGAUCACGACGACGAGGACGACGUGUCCCUGGCCAGCGACCUGGACCCGGAGGAGCUGCUGGAGAUCGAGGCCCGGCAGAGGAAGCUGGAGCGGGAGCAGCGGGGCAAGAGGCCGAAGUUUAAGCACAAGGAGGAGCAGGAGGAGGAAGGGCAGGAAGUGGAGAAUCCUCUGCUGGUGCCUCUGGAGGAGAAGUCAGUGCUGGAGGAGCGACAGACCAGCCUGUGGUUCGGGAAGGACGCCUUUGCUGGCAUCGAGGAUGAUGCAGAUGAAGAGCUGGAGCUGGGGCAGGCCCAGAUGUUGGCUGAGAGGCAGCGUGAGGCUCACAGAGAAAAAACAACAAAGAAAGAGCAGCAGAAGAAGAAGGUGGCCCAGGAGGAGACCCCUGCUGAGCCUGCACCUGCAGCAGCCACAGCUCCCGAGGCCAGUGAAGCUCAGGAGGAGGAGAGCAGUGAUGAUGACAGCAGCAGUGAAGAUGAGAGGCCACUGGAACCGAUGGGGAGGAAGAGGGGCCAUGUUGAGCCCUGUGGCUUUGAGGUGGUGCCCAUUGAGAACCCAGUGAAAAGAGUCCUGGAUGCAGAGGGCCUGGCCCUUGGCUCUGUCAUUGCCAGCUCCAAAAAGGCCCGGCGGAACCUCAUUGAUGACUCCUUCAACAGGUACUCCUACAACGAGGAGGAAGGGGAGCUGCCCGAGUGGUUCACGGAGGAGGAGCGGCAGCACCGGCGCCGGCAGCUGCCCGUGGACAAGCAGACGGUCGAGGCCUAUCGGCAGCGCUGGAAGGAGAUCAACGCCCGCCCCAUCAAGAAGGUGGCGGAGGCCAAGGCUCGAAAGAAGCGGAGGAUGCUGAAGAAGCUGGAACAGAUGAAGAAGAAGGCCGAGGCUGUGGUGAGCACCGUGGACAUCUCGGAGCGGGAGAAGGUGGCCCAGCUGCGCCGCAUCUACAAGAAGGCCGGGCUGGCCAAGGAGAAGCGCCAGGUCACCUACCUGGUGGCCAAGAAGGGCGUGGGACCCCGGGUGCGGCGUCCCCCCGGCGUCAAGGGCCAGUUCAAGGUGGUGGACAGCCGCCUCAAGAAGGAUGUGAGGGCUCAGAAGCGCAAGGAGCAGAAGAAAAAGCGCCACAAGUGAGGUGGGAGUGCCUCCAUCCCCAGCAAGGGACUCAGCUCGGGGCACAGGGCUGGCUCCUGUGCCCCACUGCCAUCUCAGGAGCCCUGGGGACAGGGCUGGGGCAUGGCCACACCUUGUUUAGUCUGUGCCUUGCUGUGACAGUGCCUCGUGCCCUCCCCUAGGGCACGGAGGGGUCAUUUGGCCCCAGCGCUCUGGCCCCUGGUCACAGCUCCAGGUGUCACCAGGCUGGCUCUGGGGGGUGACUCCCCCUGGGGAGAUCACAGGAGCAUCCACACCAGCGCCAGCUGUCCCCAGGGAGGGUGUGGCUCUGGGGGACAUCCCUGGGCCAGAGUUAUCACUGAGGUGGCAGAACAGUGGUCCCUCUGCCCAGAGCGGCUGCUCAGCGACAGCAGAGUUUAACCCCAGUCUGAGGCUGCCCAGGGCUGUGUUAUGCACCUGGGUGAGGUGAGGGACCUGUGCUGGCACUGCCAUGUCCCCUUGUGCCAUGUGACAGGCAGAGAGGGCACUGUUGGUGUGUUCUGUACACCUGCUCGUGCCUCGGGAGCCCACCCGGCUUUGUCUGACAGGCAUUGACUCUCGUGACCGUAACCUCCUGCCCCAGGACACAGCUGCUGUCCUGUCCCCUCUGUCCCCACCCUCUUCUGGGAUGGGAGUCUCAAGGAAAAGAAAAACCAAGAGGAAAGAAGUGCUUUAUUGAAUGGCUUUAUUUAGACCCAGGGCAGGGGCUGGGGUCCACCAGGCCCAGCUUCUCUCCAAGAGGCACCUGACUGGUUUGUGCUGGGAUUGCAGAGUGUCCCCAAGCCUCCCGUGGUGACACUGGCUGGCGCUGUGUCAGUGCUGGGGAGGGGUCUGGGGAGGCACUGUGGAUCCCAGGGAGGGUGAGGGGUGGUGAGAACCUGCCAGGGAAGCUCUGGCAGGAGGGAGGAGCUCUGAGUCCCCUUCAAGUGCUGUGGGGAGGGGAGAGGCCAGAGCUGGCACCCCAGAGCCCCGUGCAGGGGUGGCAGGAGGUGGUCUGGGGCUGUCCUUGCUAAGUUCCCACUGUGGCUGCCCCAGUCCAUCGUGUGGCAGGGCUGCAGAAGCCGUGUGUGUCCUUGGGCCUGCAGGAGCCCCUCGGCUGCAGAUCCUGGGAGGGGGUCUGUGGCUCCAUCCACAGGGGCCCUGCUGGGGGCCAGUGGUGCUGGGAGGGUCUCUGGGCCACCUCCUGCCCCCAUGAAGGGUCAGGACCAUGGCCAGGGUGGGAGCAGAGACCCUCAGCUAUCCCUGUCCUUGGCGGCCGCAGGAGCUGGGGCAGGGAUGUGCUGCCAGGCUCCAGGCUGAGUUAGGCAUUUUCCUUCUCUUCAAAAUAAAAUAUGGGGCUGCUGUGAGAGGAGAGGCCCAACAA